GCAAGCACUGCAGUGAAAACUAAUGGCCAGUCGAGGGCGAUUAGCAUCUCAUUACAAUAUUUCAAAGCAGCCAGCGCCUUUCCAGGCCUGCACCCGCUGUCGCUGUUGGUCACCUCGGUGUCCUUCUUGCGGCCCGCGCCCUCCCUGGCUGGCUACAUCACUCCUGUCUUCCAGGACGGCACCUGCGCUGCCAGGCAGGUGGAUGCGAGAGGCCCGGUCCUGCUGGUUCUCCGGAGGCCACCCUGUCAGUGCAGGCACCAUGCUGUCUCCUCAGAGGGCUUUACUCUGCAACCUCAACCACAUCCACCUCCAGCACGUCUCUCUGGGCCUGCACUUGUCCCGCCGCCCCGAGCUACGGGAGGGGCCUUUGAGCACGUCCCCUCCCCCAGGCGAUACCGGAGGCAAGGAGAGCAGCGGCCCCUGCAGCGGGACCCUGGUAGAUGCCAACUCCAACAGCCCAGCCGUUCCCUGCCGAUGCUGCCAAGAGCACGGGCCGAGCCUAGAGAAUCGGCCGGACCCGACGCAGGAGGAGGAGGGUGCGGCCUCUCCUUCUGACCCCGGCUGCUCGUCUUCGCUCAGCUCCUGCUCCGACCUCAGUCCCGAUGAGUCCCCCGUUUCCGUGUACUCUCGGCACCUGCCUAACGAGGACGAUGCUCAGCCCCAGCCCAGCAUCGUCCCCUUGGACCAGGGCUCCCCACUGGCUUUGGCGGGCCAGGACACCUGCUCCCCAGACAGCUUCUGCUGCUCUCCCGAUUCCUGCUCCGGAGCGUCCUCCCCGCCUGGACCUGGCCUCGACUCGAACUGCAACGCCCUGACCAUCUGCCAGGAUCUCCCUUCCCCCGGCCUGGAGGAAGAGGAGGACGACGGCGGGGAGCAAGACCUCCCCACCUCUGAGCUCUCCGAGGUGGAGGAUGGGAAAAUCGAUGCCGGGAAAACAGAGCCCAGUUGGAAAAUUAACCCCAUUUGGAAAAUUGAUACAGAUAAAACUGAAGCUGUAUGGAAAGUCACUGAGAACAAUAACUCUGGUUGGAAAAUCAACGGAAAUACUAACUCUGGCUGGAAAACCGAACCUGGAAAAUUCGAUGGUUGGAGCAGCAACACAGGAAUAACCGAUUCUGGCUCGAAAACAUACGCAGGGAAAACUGACGCGGGAUGGAGGAGUGACGUCAGCGAGGAGCCGGCGCCACACCGGACCAUCACGUCCUUCCACGAGCUGGCCCAGAAGCGCAAGCGGGGCCCGGGGCUGCCCCUCGUGCCGCAGGCCAAAAAGGACCGCAGCGACUGGCUCAUCGUAUUCUCGCCCGACUCCGAGCUGCCCCCCAGCGGGUCUCUGAGCUGCUCCUCCGCAGCCCCCCGUGAGAUCACCACCUUCAAGGAACUCAGGUCCCGCAGCCGCGCCCCGCCCCCGCCGGUUCCGCCCCGGGAUCCUCCGGCGGGCUGGGCCCUGGUCCCGCCCCGCCCUCCGCCCCCACCUGUCCCUCCCCGGAGGAAGAAGAACCGGCCCGGGCUGCAACCCAUCGCGGAGGGGCAGCCCGAGGAGGGAAGGGCAGCGAGCCCCGCGGCAGGCGAGGAGGUCCCGGCCGCGCAGGAGGCGGAGCAGCCCGGCGCGCGAGAGGCCUCGGAGGCCGGUUCCCUCCUGCUCUCGGGGCCCCAAGUUUUCCGGUUCUCGGCCGACAGGCGCCCCCUGUUGGAGGGUGGGGGAGUGGGCGCAGCUGGGUCCCUGCUCCUGGCACCUCUGGCCGGGUGGCCCGGCGCCCGCCUGCGGCUGCUGGGGGCACAGAGCCCCCCCGAGGAACAGCUGCUUCCGGCCCGCCUGUCCCCAGUGGGAGCGUAUUCACCCCCCACUCGGGGCGCCCUGCCCUGCCUGGCCAGCCCCGAGCUGGCGCUGCUGCUCUCCCCGCUCUUCCCCAGAAGUAGCACCUUCCCUGCCGCGGCCCCCCCGCCCCGCCAGGUGCCCGCCCCCCCGCCACCUCGGCCACCGCGUCCUCAGAAGGCCACGCGCUGGACCCGGAGCCCGCCGCCCGCGCCCAGGCUACCCUUCAGACCUGGGCUCGGCUUCCUCUGUCCUCCGCCCUGGCCCGUCUGUCCAUUGGCCCCGGUUCCCCACGUGCUUCCCUCGGUCCGCGGCCCAGUCCCCUCUCGCCUCCAAGUCUCAGCCGGCCGGGCGGUGGCUCCUGGGACCCCGGGAGACUCAGUGCGUAGUUCCUGGACAUUCGCCGGUGUCCCCGGGGCCCAGCGCCUGUGGAUGGCAGAAGCCCAGAGUGGAACUGGUCAACUGCAGGAGCAGAAGAAAGGUCUUCUGGUAGCUGUCAGCGCCUCAGUGGACAAAAUCAUCUCUCACUUUGGGGCUGCCCGGAACUUGGUUCAGAAAGCCCAGUUGGGAGAUAGCCGGCUGAGCCCGGAUGUGGGGCACCUGGUGCUGACUACCCUUUGCCCGGCCCUCCACGCCCUGGUGGCUGACGGGCUGAAGCCUUUCCGGAAGGACCUCAUCACCGGGCAGCGCAGGAGCAGCCCCUGGAGCGUGGUAGAGGCGUCUGUGAAGCCAGGGUCCAGCACCCGGUCCCUGGGAUCUCUGUACAGCCAGGUCAGCCGAUUGGCCCCGCUGAGUAGCAGCCGCAGCCGGUUCCAUGCCUUCAUCCUGGGCCUUCUCAACACCAAGCAGCUGGAGCUGUGGUUUUCCGGUCUCCAGGAAGAUACAGGCCUGCUGUCCCUCCUGUAUCUGCCCACGGGAUUCUUCUCCUUGGCUCGAGGUGGCUGCCCGUCCCUGUCCACAGAGCUGCUGCUCCUGCUGCAGCCACUGUCGGUGCUCACCUUCCACCUGGACCUGCUCUUCGAGCACCAUCACCACCUGCCCCUGGGCCCACCGCAGGCCCCUGCCCCUCCAGUCCCGCCCCCGACGCUGCAGCAGACCAUGCAGGCCAUGCUGCACUGGGGCGGUCGGCUGGCCCAGAGUCUCCGGGGUGCCUCUGAGGAGGCUGCUCCCGAUCCUUCUGCCCCUUCAAGUCCUCCUCCACCAGGCAGCUGGUGGGAGCAGCUGACCCAGGCCUCCCGGGUCUAUGCCUCUGGGGGCACAGAAGGCUUCCCUCUUCCCCGGUGGGGACCCAGGCGUCAUGGAACUGCAGCUGAGAAUGCACAGGAAAGACCCCAGCCCACAGAGGAAGCAGCACCGGUCAGAGGCGUGUGGCUUGGGAGACUGUUUGGUGUGCCAGGGGGGCCCACAGAAAAUGAGAGCGGAGCCCAGAAGUCCAGGAGACCAUCCAGCUGGCUCCCUCCAACAGUGAGUGUAUUGGCUUUGGUGAAGCGGGGGCCACCUCCUGAGUCUCCUCCCGAGGAGCUUGUGCCCUCAGCACCCAGCACGGUGCCGGCCCACAGGGCAGUUCGGGCCCUCUGUGACCACACUGCUGCCGGACCUGACCAGCUGAGCUUCCGGAGAGGGGAAGUGCUGCGUGUCAUCGCCACAGUGGAUGAGGACUGGCUCCGCUGUGGGCGGGAGGGCAUGGAAGGGCUGGUGCCCGUGGGGUACACCUCCCUUGUUCUCUAGCCCUGGAUCCUUUCCUGCAUGUCUCUCCUGUCACCUGGGAAGGACAUGGCCCAUGAUUAUUAAUCUAUGUAAACUAACCAUCCCAGAAGCAUUUUUUGCUGCUUGCAAAAUAUUUUCCACAUCCAUUUCUGCUAUUUAAAAUAAAUGUUCCUUCUUCCCUCCAUGCCCAUCUGUAAGGUGAAAUCUGCUCUUUCAAAGAUGUAAGAAGGAGUACUCCAUGCAACUUCUUUCUUCUUUCCAUGUGUCAGGGAACAUCUCCCUAUCUGCAGAAUGGAAUCUGGCCCCCUUCCCCUCUUCAUCCCUAAGUGGACUGUGCCAGUUGAACACGCCUCAACCCACAAGCCUACACAGGGCGCCAGACCUCCUUCCUCUGUAUGGAAUCUGACUCCCCCAUACGUACCUUGCCUGUAUUUAUGAUGUACUCAUGUUGUGCUAGCUGCUGAAGCCUGGACACCCCUGGUGGGUGAGCCUAUGGUAUUUGUCUAUUUCCUCUUUUGUCCCAAUAAAGUAUGGGAGUUGAA
Molecule: messenger RNA, 4062 nt
Organism: Chinchilla lanigera (long-tailed chinchilla)
Lineage: Eukaryota; Metazoa; Chordata; Mammalia; Rodentia; Chinchillidae
Gene: Rusc1
Product: RUN and SH3 domain containing 1
Exons: 11
Coding region: 23-3541 (1172 amino acids)
Cellular component (GO): cytoplasmic vesicle
Molecular function (GO): protein binding
Source: RefSeq, a predicted model, not a curated record